CUCGUUCACUGUCUGCUCGAUUGCUCUGAUGCCAAUUGGUGUCCUGAGACUGUAGUCUGCUCGAUUCGUUCGACAGUCCGGUUUGUCUCUAAGUCUGAUUUUGUUAUUUUUCUAAUCAGGGAUUUUAUCGCUCAACAAUCUUCCAUCAGUGUUUAUUCUUUAUUAAUUUUUUGCAUCGGUACCGUGCUUAAUCGUGUCUUUCUUGAUUUAUUGAAUCAUGCACAGUAAUUGUAAAACGGAGUUUUCUUAAUCUAGUUUAACACUCAUCUUGCUCGGCGUUCUCGGCUCUCGAUUGCUACCUCCUGCCUGGCGAUGAAUGGCUGCUUUUGGUCCCGGAGCCGCUGAUACCCGAACACCGGAAACGGAAGCGGUAACCGGUGGGAGCGGACCGUGGUGAGAGCAAGAGGACCGUUCACAGUCCUCUGCACUCUCCCCUCUGUCCCUGUUCCCCCUCCCUUCUCUCCCCUUUUUUCCCCUCUCUUUCUUUGUUUCUUCUUCUGUUUUCUUUCUUCAGCAUGUCUCAAACUCUGCAGAUGGAGAUCCCUAACUUUGGCAACAGCAUCCUGGAAUGUUUGAAUGAGCAGCGCCUCCAGGGGCUGUAUUGUGAUGUUUCUGUGGUUGUCCGAGGCCACCAGUUCAAAGCCCAUCGAGCUGUUUUGGCAGCCAGUAGUUCCUACUUCAGAGAUCUGUUUCACAACAGCAAGAAUCCGGUAGUGGAGUUGCCUGGAUCUGUCCAACCCCAGUCUUUCCAACAGAUUUUAAGCUUUUGUUACACGGGGAGGCUUAGCAUGAAUGUGGGAGAUCAGUUUCUACUCAUGUAUACUGCUGGCUUCUUACAGAUCCAAGAAAUUAUGGAGAAGGGAACAGAAUUCUUUUUGAAGGUCAGCUCUCCUAGCUGUGACUCCCAGGGCCUCCAUCCCGAGGAGACUCCUAGCUCUGAACCACCAAGCCCAGCAGCAGUCGCAGCAGUGGCAGCAGCUGCAGCCUCUCUUUCAUCCUCAUCUUCCUCAUCUUCUUCCAGAGCGCCAAGAGUGAAAACUGAGAACCAGGAGUCUGAAGCAGUACAGUGCACUCCAGUGGCCAAGAGACUGUGGGAGGGUGGGCAGAAGGAAGCAGGUGGAGGAGGCAGGAAGGUGGCACGUUUUUCACAAGGAGGUGGUGGAAGUGCACCAUCAGCAUCAGUGGUGCCACCUGGAUCAGAAAGGACAAGCCCAGGGACUUCCAGUGCUUAUACAAGUGACAGCCCUGGAUCUUAUCAUAAUGAGGAAGAUGAAGAGGAGGAAGUGGGAGAAGAUGGGACUGAGGAACAGUACAGGCAAAUCUGUAACAUGUAUACCAUGUACAGCAUGAUGAAUGUCAACCAAACUGCAGAGAAAGUGGAGGCUCUCCCGGAUCCUGUUUUCUCGGAUUCUCGGAAUCGAGUACGUGUUAGGCAGGACCUGGCCACACUUCCGGCAGAGCUAAUCAGUCAAAUUGGAAAUCGCUGCCACCCCAAACUUUAUGAGGAGGGGGACCCCACUGAGAAAAUAGAGUUGGUGACAGGUACAAAUGUAUUCAUUACUCGUGCUCAGCUCAUGAACUGUCAUAUUAGUGCUGGAACACGACAUAAAGUCUUGCUUCGCAGACUCUUGGCUUCCUUCUUUGACAGAAAUACUUUAGCUAACAGCUGUGGUACAGGAAUUCGUUCAUCUACUAAUGACCCCAGCAGAAAACCACUGGACAGCAGAGUCCUUCAUGCAGUAAAAUUUUACUGCCAAAAUUUUGCACCUAACUUCAAGGAGAGUGAGAUGAAUGCCAUUGCUGCAGACAUGUGUACAAAUGCACGUCGUGUUGUGCGCAAGAGCUGGAUCCCCAAACUGAAGCUGCUGAUGGCUGAGGGAGAUGCCUACACAUCUUUUAUCAAUGACACUGGCAAGAUGGAGCCUGACCUAAUGGGUGGGGCAACUGUUGGGGAGCAUGGGACAGGGUAUGAUGGAGAGCCUGGUGAGGGAAUGCCAUGACUCUCUAACCAUUAUCCUUGAAAUGUAGAUAUCCCCUCCUCUACAACACAAGGAGGAGGUGUGUGGACUAUAAGGCACUCAAGAGAUGGGCUGUCAUCUGUUUGCCACAGAAGGAGGUGCUCAGUAUGGCUGAACACUGUACACAAUUGUGGGACUGGUGUGGAGGUGCUCAGUAUCACUAUACACUACUGCAUGAGGUACUCCGUAUCAUUAUACAGAACCACGUGUCCAUUAUCAGUAUACAGUUAUACGCAGUGUCAUUAUAUAGCGCAGCGUGUUCAUUAUCCGUGUAUAGAGAUACUCUGCAACAUUAUAAAGAGCACCGAGCUACAUACAGUAUGGGAAUACCCCAUAUUGCAGACUGAAGUUGUCUUGUACAUAGAUACUCUGCAUCGUUUUAUAGUGCAAUUGGGUUAGAUACUCUGUAUCACUAGGCCUAUGAUAACCUGAUUCCUGCGUUCCUACUGCCCAGGGGAGAGAGACCAUUUUAUUUCAUUACCCCUCACUCCAAAAUAUGUGCCUGUUCAAACCCCUCACACAUGGAGAGUCAAACAUUACUACAGUACAGACACUGCAGCAGACAUAAAGUAUAUGUAGAUGAGUAAAUGAGAAUUAUGGCGCUACUUGUGACUUGGCAGUCAGAUAAGUAGAGAUUGUAUAGUUGUACAGUGUGAAUGCAACAUAAUUGUGUGUAUAAUGUAUGUAUAUGUCAGUGCAUCUAAUUAUAGACAUACUGUUAUGGCAAUACUAAUGUCUGUGUGUAUAUAUCAUACAAGAGUGGAAAAUAUCACUUUUAUUAUUCAGAGAUAACAAAAGUCCACUUAGAUACUGGAAAAUAUUACAUGCAUACACAAAUGCACAUUCUAGACAUGCCUUUUUUAUAUUUUCUGAGAAAACAGUACUAUGAAGUGCAGCUAUCACAUAAUGAAUGUUUAAAUGGAUAGUCUACUCCAAAAUUUGUGUUGUUUAAAAAGAUAGAUAAUCCCUUUAUUACCGAUUCCCCAGUUUUGCAUAACCAACAUGGUAAUAUUAACAUACUUUUACCUCUGUGAUUACCUUGUAUCUAAGCCUCUUCUGACCGCCCCCUAUCACAUGGCUAUGUAUUUAGUAUCUAUUGGCUUGCAUUUUAGCCAGUUAGUGCAGUGUCAGGCACAACUCCACAGGAGAGAGCACAAUGUUAUCUAUGGCUGUCUGUAGUGGCUUAGAAACAGGCAGAAAAUUAGAGGUUUAAAUGUUAUAAAGAAUAUUAAUAUAACAAUGUUGGUUGUGCAAAGCUGGAGAAAUGGUAGUAAAGGCAUUAUCUAUCUUUUAAAACAAUAAUAAUUUUGGUGUAGACUGUCCCUUUAAUGUCCAUUUAACAGUCAAAUAUUGAAUGUCACAUUUAAACUUUAAAUACAUUUCAUGCACCUCCCUCUAAUUAUGGGUGCUGCCAUUUUGGAAUGCGGCGAGUAUCUGGAGAAGUGCUGCACAUGUGCAAAUGUCAUUACUGGAAAGCAGUGAAAGUUCAGUUUCAACACGGUGGCACCCAUAUGAUUAGAGAGGCAGAGAAAAACUUCAAUACUGUGCUUAUGAAUUAAGUGUUUUAAACAUCCCUUUAACAUUUUGUUUUAUAUAAACAUUUAACUUGUCAAGAACUUAAAACAUUUUUACAAUUUUAAUGCUAAAGCCAUAUAUUUGACCAUUUAAUAUAUAUUUUUAUCAUAAAUAAAUAAACCAACGUUUAACUCUUCAGAGUGUAUCAAGAAUAACAUUGGUAUUGAAAAGGGACAAUUUUGUGACUAAAGAAACUUUGUUAUAAAUAGUACUGCCCUCUUUUAAAAGACAUUUGUUUACACAUUGAAACAUACAUGUUGCCUUUUUGUAUUUUUAACAUUAUUUUAAAUUAUUAUAACGUUUGAAAAUGUAUUAUGCUUUUAAAAUGAAUCAUGAAAAAUUACUUUUUUCUUUUUCUUUAAACAUGUUUAAUUUAUGCCCUAAGGAUAAAAAAUGGCAAGACAUUUAACUUUUUCCUAUCUUUAACAUUGAGCUGGCUUGUGACUUUUUCCUUCUGAGCUAGUAACGGCAAACUAAAAUGCCCCAAAAGAAAUGUCCAUUUAAGUGGAGAUGUUUGAUGGUACAACCAAUUCACAAGGUUUACAGCUGGAGAGGAAACUAGCCCAUAGUUUACUUGGUAACCUCGAAAAUAUGUCUAACAAAUUAGAACAUUUUAAUUUUGCAUUCAAAUGUCUAUUUAAAAAAAAAAAAAAAAGCAAAAACACAUAAAAUACUCACACAAUUUUAACCCGAAGGAAUUCAUUCUAGUUGAAACGUGCUUAGUUCCCGUCCCUCUAGUUUUAGAGGGUGCAUAUACAGUGUGUGUGUGUUCUGUAUGAAUGUAUGGAGUAAUGUACGGUGAAGAUGACUGCUAUAGAUCAGAUAUAGAAAGAUCACUGAUUUUGUAAAUAUUAUAGAAAGUAAUUUUAUUUGGUAGUGUUUAUACAGGUACUGUAUACACCAGUUUCUUCACUAGUGGUAUAAAGAAAAUGUGUAUGUUGGACAAAUUCACAUCCCUAUGAGAAAGAUUUUGUAAAAACCUACAAAGAAGUAGUGUUAAAUACUUUUUAUUUCCCCUAUCUGUAUAUUUGUACACACUUAUACAUAUGUGCAUUUUUCCCCUUAAAUUCCAUCGUAUAUACCUCUUCUCCUCUUCUGGAAAACUAACUCCUUUUCUCGCUCAAUCCCAGGGAUUUUUUUUUUACUUGUCAAUGAAGCAGCAAUAUGGAGGAAUUGUGAGCUUUAAUAAUGUUAGCAAGGGAGUAAAUAGUUUUAUUUUGUACAUAGAUUAAAUAUACAAUCCCAGAUCUUACAGGGGAGUUGGUGAGACAGGGGUUAGGAGGUGUGAUACUACUUUGCGCUAAGUGGGGAAAAAUGUGCACUAGUCAAACAGGACAGCAGACCUCUGUACAUAUGAAUAUUUAACUCUCCUCAUCCAAAGCGAUUCUCACUAAGUUACUCUCCUCUGGGCUUAUAAAGGUUGUAAAUAUUUUCUUUCUUUUUUUUUUUCCUGGCAAUGGAUGCAUGGGAGGAGGUGAGAAUCAGGAUAAAGCCCCCUUGAAAAGUGUAUGUAUAUCACUAUGUGUAUAUACAUUAUGUACACACAGGUGACUUUGUUACCUGACAAAUUUUCAUCUUACGCUAAUAUGAACGGUGGGACCAAAGCCUACCAUGGGCACUGCAGCCAUUUUAAAAGCAACACAAUGACUGGCUUCUCUUCAAACAGAAAAAGCAAGGAAGAGGGGGAGGGCUGCAAAUAUAUAUAUUUUUAAUGACUCUCUCCCCACCAAGGCUGUUUGUUUUAUUUUUUUUUAUUUUUUAACUGUUAAAAAAAAAAAAAGACUUAAAAGAUAAUUAGCCCACCUUUUCCUUCUGCCGUUACAAACCUCUCAAUAAUUGCGCACUCUUGAUUGUCAGUCGCAGAUGCUUGCGGAAUCCUGUCUCUUUCUCUUUGGAGUGGAUGGGGCAUAACGCAGUUUCCAAACCACGCUCACUCACUCCCCUAUACUUUCUUUGCUCCUCUAAGUGCCAAGAUAUCGCUGUGUGUUCCCUUAACUGUGAGACUGGAGCAUUGCACAUUAUGAUAUAAAUCAAAAAAACAGAUAUUAAUAAAAGUUUUUAACAAAAAAUAA
Molecule: messenger RNA, 5665 nt
Organism: Bombina bombina (fire-bellied toad)
Lineage: Eukaryota; Metazoa; Chordata; Amphibia; Anura; Bombinatoridae
Gene: NACC1
Product: nucleus accumbens associated 1
Exons: 7
Coding region: 516-2000 (494 amino acids)
Biological process (GO): regulation of transcription by RNA polymerase II
Molecular function (GO): DNA-binding transcription factor activity, RNA polymerase II-specific; RNA polymerase II cis-regulatory region sequence-specific DNA binding; protein binding
Source: RefSeq, a predicted model, not a curated record